GGAUGACAGGAGCCAGGGAGCCGAGGAGGGAGGAGCCGCCGCCGCCGCCGCCGCCGCCGCCGAGCGCUGGGCUGAGGAGCAGAGAGAGCGGGGCGCGGAGUGCGGGCGGCUGGGAGCGCGCUGAGCGGGGGAGAGGCGCUGCCGCACGGCCGGCCACAGGACCACCUCCCCGGAGAAUAGGGCCUCUUUAUGGCAUGUGGCUGGUAACUUUCCUCCUGCUCCUGGACUCUUUACACAAAGCCCGCCCUGAAGAUGUCGGCACCAGCCUCUACUUUGUAAAUGACUCCUUGCAGCAGGUGACCUUCUCCAGCUCCGUGGGGGUGGUGGUGCCCUGCCCGGCCGCGGGCUCCCCCAGUGCGGCCCUUCGAUGGUACCUGGCCACGGGGGACGACAUCUACGACGUGCCGCACAUCCGGCACGUCCACGCCAACGGGACGCUGCAGCUCUACCCCUUCUCCCCCUCCGCCUUCAAUAGCUUUAUCCACGACAAUGACUACUUCUGCACCGCGGAGAAUGCUGCCGGCAAGAUCCGGAGUCCCGACAUCCGCGUCAAAGCAGUUUUCAGGGAACCCUACACCGUUCGGGUGGAGGAUCAAAGGUCGAUGCGUGGAAGCGUGGCCGUCUUCAAGUGCCUCAUCCCCUCUUCAGUGCAGGAAUACGUUAGCGUUGUGUCCUGGGAGAAAGACACAGUCGCCAUCAUCCCAGAAAACAGGUUUUUUAUUACUUACCACGGCGGGCUGUACAUCUCUGACGUGCAGAAGGAGGACGCCCUCUCCACCUACCGCUGCAUCACCAAGCACAAGUAUAGCGGGGAGACCCGGCAGAGCAACGGGGCCCGCCUCUCCGUGACAGACCCGGCCGAGUCGAUCCCCACCAUCCUGGACGGCUUCCACUCCCAGGAAGUGUGGGCCGGCCUCAACAUGGAGCUGCCCUGCACCGCCUCCGGCUACCCCAUCCCUGCCAUCCGCUGGCUCAAGGAUGGCCGACCCCUUCCAGCUGAUAGCCGCUGGACCAAGCACAUCACGGGGCUGACCAUCAGUGACCUGCGGACCGAGGACAGCGGCACCUACAUUUGUGAGGUCACCAACACCUUCGGCUCAGCAGAGGCCACAGGCACCCUCACAGUCAUCGACCCUCUUCAUGUGACCCUGACACCAAAGAAGCUGAAGACCGGCAUUGGCAGCACGGUCAUCCUCUCCUGCGCCCUCACGGGCUCCCCGGAGUUCACCAUUCGCUGGUACCGCAACACCGAGCUGCUGCUGCCCAACGAGGCCAUCUCCAUCCGCGGGCUCAGCAACGAGACCCUGCUCAUCACCUCGGCCCAGAAGAGCCACUCCGGGGCCUACCAGUGCUUCGCCACCCGCAAAGCCCAGACCGCCCAGGACUUCGCCAUCAUUGUGCUCGAGGACGGCACGCCCCGCAUCGUCUCGUCCUUCAGCGAGAAGGUGGUCAACCCCGGGGAGCAGUUCUCACUGAUGUGCGCAGCCAAGGGCGCCCCGCCCCCUACCGUCACCUGGGCCCUGGACGACGAGCCCAUCGUGCGGGACGGAAGCCACCGCACCAGCCAGUACACCAUGUCCGACGGCACCACCAUCAGCCACAUGAAUGUCACGGGGCCCCAGAUCCGCGACGGGGGCGUGUACCGGUGCACGGCGCGGAACUCGGUGGGCAGUGCUGAAUAUCAGGCGCGAAUAAACGUAAGAGGCCCCCCCAGCAUCCGGGCGAUGAGGAACAUCACAGCUGUCGCCGGGCGGGACACCCUUAUCAACUGCAGGGUCAUCGGCUACCCCUACUACUCCAUCAAGUGGUAUAAGGAUGCCCUCCUGCUGCCCGACAACCACCGCCAGGUGGUGUUCGAGAACGGGACCCUCAAACUGACCGAUGUGCAGAAGGGCAUGGACGAAGGGGAGUACCUGUGCAGCGUCCUCAUCCAGCCGCAGCUCUCCAUCAGCCAGAGCGUCCACGUGGCCGUCAAAGUGCCCCCUCUCAUCCAGCCCUUCGAAUUCCCGCCUGCCUCCAUUGGCCAGCUGCUCUACAUCCCCUGUGUGGUGUCCUCGGGGGACAUGCCCAUCCGCAUCACCUGGAGGAAAGAUGGACAGGUGAUCAUCUCAGGCUCGGGCGUGACCAUCGAGAGCAAGGAAUUCAUGAGCUCCCUGCAGAUCUCCAGCGUCUCCCUCAAGCACAAUGGCAACUACACAUGCAUCGCCAGCAACACAGCGGCCACCGUGAGCAGGGAACGCCAGCUCAUCGUGCGUGUGCCCCCUCGAUUCGUGGUGCAGCCCAACAACCAGGAUGGCAUCUAUGGCAAGGCUGGUGUGCUCAACUGCUCAGUGGACGGCUACCCCCCACCCAAGGUCAUGUGGAAGCAUGCCAAGGGGAGCGGGAACCCCCAGCAGUACCACCCAGUGCCCCUCACCGGCCGCAUCCAGAUCCUACCCAACAGCUCGCUACUGAUCCGCCACGUCCUGGAAGAGGACAUCGGCUACUACCUCUGCCAGGCCAGCAACGGCGUGGGCACCGACAUCAGCAAGUCCAUGUUCCUCACUGUUAAGAUCCCGGCCAUGAUCACCUCCCACCCCAACACCACCAUCGCCAUCAAGGGCCACGCGAAGGAGCUCAACUGCACGGCGCGGGGAGAGCGGCCCAUCAUCAUCCGCUGGGAGAAGGGGGACACGGUCAUCGACCCCGACCGCGUCAUGCGGUAUGCCAUCGCCACCAAGGACAACGGCGACGAAGUGGUCUCCACGCUGAAGCUCAAGCCUGCUGACCGUGGGGACUCUGUGUUCUUCAGCUGCCAUGCCAUCAACUCGUACGGGGAGGACCGGGGCUUGAUCCAACUCACGGUGCAAGAACCCCCCGACCCCCCAGAGCUGGAGAUCCGGGAGGUGAAGGCCCGGAGCAUGAACCUGCGCUGGACCCAGCGAUUUGACGGGAACAGCAUCAUCACGGGCUUUGACAUUGAAUACAAGAACAAAUCAGAUUCCUGGGACUUCAAGCAGUCCACACGCAACAUCUCCCCGACCAUCAACCAGGCCAACAUCGUGGACUUGCACCCGGCAUCCGUGUACAGCAUCCGCAUGUAUUCCUUCAACAAGAUUGGCCGCAGCGAGCCGAGCAAGGAGCUCACCAUCAGCACUGAGGAGGCCGCUCCUGAUGGGCCCCCCAUGGAUGUAACCUUGCAGCCAGUGACCUCACAGAGCAUCCAAGUGACCUGGAAGGCACCCAAGAAGGAGCUGCAGAACGGCGUCAUCCGGGGCUACCAGAUCGGCUACAGAGAGAACAGCCCUGGCAGCAAUGGGCAGUACAGCAUCGUGGAGAUGAAGGCCACUGGAGACAGUGAGGUCUACACCCUGGACAACCUCAAGAAGUUCGCCCAAUAUGGGGUGGUGGUCCAGGCCUUCAAUCGGGCUGGCACGGGGCCCUCAUCCAGCGAGAUCAAUGCCACCACCCUGGAGGAUGUGCCCAGCCAGCCCCCCGAGAACGUCCGAGCCCUGUCCAUAACUUCCGACGUGGCCGUCAUCUCCUGGUCAGAACCUCCACGCAGCACCCUCAACGGCGUCCUCAAAGGCUAUCGGGUCAUCUUCUGGUCACUCUACGUUGAUGGGGAGUGGGGCGAGAUGCAGAACAUCACCACCACACGGGAGAGGGUGGAGCUGCGAGGCAUGGAGAAGUUCACCAACUACAGCGUGCAGGUGCUGGCCUACACCCAGGCCGGGGACGGCGUGCGCAGCAGUGUGCUCUACAUCCAGACCAAGGAGGACGUUCCAGGUCCCCCCGCUGGCAUCAAAGCUGUCCCUUCAUCCGCUAGCAGUGUGGUUGUGUCAUGGCUCCCCCCAACCAAGCCCAACGGGGUGAUCCGCAAGUACACCAUCUUCUGCUUCAGCCCCGGGUCUGGCCAGCCGGCUCCCAGCGAGUAUGAGACGAGUCCGGAGCAGCUCUUCUACCGGAUCGCCCACCUAAACCGAGGACAGCAAUACCUGCUGUGGGUGGCUGCUGUCACCUCUGCCGGCCGGGGCAACGGCAGCGAGAAGGUGACCAUCGAGCCUGCUGGCAAGGCCCCAGCAAAGAUCAUAUCCUUUGGGGGCACUGUGACAACACCCUGGAUGAGAGAUGUCCGGCUGCCUUGCAAUUCGGUGGGAGACCCAGCCCCUGCCGUGAAGUGGACCAAGGACAGCGAAGACUCGGCCAUCCCCGUGUCCAUGGAUGGGCACUGGCUCAUCCACACCAAUGGCACGUUGCUACUGCGCGCAGUGAAGGCUGAGGACUCGGGCUACUACACCUGCACAGCCACCAACACUGGGGGCUUCGACACCAUCAUCGUCAACCUUCUGGUGCAAGUUCCCCCGGACCAACCCCGCCUAACUGUCUCCAAAACCUCCGCUUCGUCCAUCACCCUGACCUGGAUUCCAGGUGACAAUGGGGGCAGCUCCAUCCGAGGCUUCGUGCUGCAGUACUCGGUGGACAACAGCGAGGAGUGGAAGGAUGUGUUCGUCAGCUCGAGCGAGCGGUCCUUCAGGCUGGACAGCCUCAAGUGCGGCACCUGGUACAAGGUGAAGCUGGCGGCCAAGAACAGCGUGGGCUCCGGGCGCAUCAGUGAGAUCAUCGAGGCCAAGACCCACGGGCGGGAGCCCUCCUUCAGCAAAGAGCAGCACCUCUUCACCCACAUCAACUCCACACACGCUCGGCUUAACCUGCAGGGCUGGAGCAACGGAGGCUGCCCCAUCACAGCCAUCGUGCUGGAGUACCGGCCCAAGGGCACCUGGGCCUGGCAGGGCCUGCGCGCCAACAGGUCCGGGGAGGUGUUUCUGACCGAGCUGCGAGAGGCCACGUGGUACGAGCUGCGCAUGAGGGCUUGCAACAGCGCUGGCUGCGGCAACGAGACCGCCCAGUUCGCCACCCUGGACUACGAUGGCAGCACCAUCCCGCCCAUCAAGUCUGCACAAGGCGAGGGGGACGAUGUGAAGAAGCUGUUCACCAUUGGCUGCCCGGUCAUCCUGGCCACGCUGGGGGUGGCACUGCUCUUCAUCGUUCGCAAGAAGAGGAAAGAGAAGCGGCUGAAGCGACUCCGAGAUGCAAAGAGUUUGGCAGAAAUGUUAAUAAGCAAGAACAACCGAAGCUUUGACACCCCCGUGAAGGGGCCACCCCAGGGCCCACGGCUACACAUUGACAUCCCCAGGGUCCAGCUACUCAUCGAGGACAAGGAGGGCAUCAAGCAGCUGGGAGAUGACAAGGCCACCAUCCCUGUGACCGAUGCUGAGUUCAGCCAAGCUGUCAACCCUCAGAGUUUCUGCACCGGUGUCUCCUUGCACCACCCAGCCCUCAUCCAGAGCACAGGACCCCUCAUCGACAUGUCUGACAUCCGGCCAGGCACCAAUCCAGUGUCCAGGAAGAAUGUAAAGUCAGCCCACAGCACCCGGAACCGGUACUCAAGCCAGUGGACUCUGACCAAGUGCCAGGCCUCCACACCCGCCCGCACCCUCACCUCCGACUGGCGCACUGUGGGCUCCCAGCAUGGUGUCACUGUCACCGAGAGUGACAGCUACAGUGCCAGCCUCUCCCAGGACACAGACAAAGGACGGAACAGCAUGGUGUCCACUGAGAGCGCCUCUUCCACCUACGAGGAGCUGGCCCGGGCCUACGAGCAUGCCAAGCUGGAGGAGCAACUGCAGCAUGCCAAGUUUGAGAUCACCGAAUGCUUCAUCUCCGACAGCUCCUCUGACCAGAUGACCACAGGCACCAACGAGAACGCUGACAGCAUGACAUCCAUGAGCACACCCUCAGAGCCUGGCAUCUGCCGCUUCACCGCCUCCCCACCCAAGCCCCAGGAUGCCGACCGGGGCAAAAAUGUGGCUGUGCCCAUCCCUCACCGGGCCAACAAGAGUGACUACUGUAACCUGCCCCUCUACGCCAAGUCGGAGGCUUUCUUCCGAAAGGCAGACGGGCGGGAGCCCUGCCCCGUGGUCCCGCCCCGCGAGGCCUCCAUCAGGAACCUGGCUCGAACCUACCAGCCCCAGGCUCGCCACCUGACCCUGGACCCUGCCAGCAAGCCCUUGGGCCUCCCGCACCCGGGGGCCGCCGCCACAGCCACCUUACCUCAGAGGACUCUGGCCAUGCCAGCUCCCCCAGCUGGCACGGCGCCCCCGGCACCCGGUCCCACCCCUGCUGAGCCCCCGGCUGCCCCCAGUGCCGCCCCUCCGGCCCCCAGCACUGAGCCUCCGCGGGCCGGGGGCCCACACACCAAAAUGGGGGGCUCCAGGGACUCACUUCUCGAGAUGAGCACAUCAGGGGUAGGGAGGUCUCAGAAGCAGGGAGCCGGGGCCUACUCCAAAUCCUACACCCUGGUGUAGGGACACAACCAGAAGAGUGGCCCUCCACCUGGACCUGUCUGCACCUCCAGCCGUCACACACCAGCUGGGCUGAUUUCCUGCAUUAUUUAUAUUAAAUUGACAGAUGAAAACCGACCAACAAGGGAAAGACAACCCCCAAGUCAUGAACGCUUGUACAUAGAACUCUUUUGUACAAAUGAAACUAUUUUCUUCUUCUCCAUGAAGCCAGGGCACAAAGAAUUUGACAGUGCAAGUCAAAUUCCCCACCCCACAAAAUAUGUGUGGAGAGAUAUAUACAUAUAUAUAGAGAGAGGAACACAUCGACAAGCUAUAUAUCUAUAUAUUUCUCUCACCUUAUUUUGAGACAGAGGCACAAAGGCUCAGCAAUUUUUCCCUCCUACUCACCCUCCCUCCAAUCUAGGUGGUUUUGACAAAGACCAAAAUCCCAACUCAGAGACACUGCAUGCGAUUUUACUGUUCCAAGAAAACCAGGAGUUGCUUCAAUUUGCAGAUGCUUAUGUGUUGAUACCUUUUUCUAUGAAAAAAGACCCAGCGCCGUGUGCAAUAAAGGUUAUGUUUCUA
Messenger RNA from Orcinus orca (killer whale), 6908 nucleotides. RefSeq names its product DS cell adhesion molecule like 1 (gene DSCAML1). The record is from RefSeq and is a predicted model, not a curated record. Bases 3 to 6347 code for a protein of 2114 amino acids. Gene Ontology annotation, cellular component: axon; plasma membrane. NCBI's taxonomy places the organism in Eukaryota, Metazoa, Chordata, Mammalia, Artiodactyla, Delphinidae. The transcript is spliced from 33 exons. Gene Ontology annotation, molecular function: cell-cell adhesion mediator activity. Gene Ontology annotation, biological process: dendrite self-avoidance; homophilic cell-cell adhesion; axon guidance.